CGCUUCAAGUCCUUCAGCUGAACAGCAUACGAUGGCAUUUUUCAAAAGUUGUUUGGCAGUUGCGUUAAUUGCAUCGGUAGCUUAUGGAAGUCCGGCACCCAAACCAGCCUUCUGGAAAGGUUGGUCUUUGGACAACAUCGAAGAGAUGAGGGCAAUGUGUGCUAGCGACGACGAUGCCAUCGCCUGUCUCAAAUACAAAUUCCUGUCGUUUGUCGACAACAUGUUCAAGAAGGAUUCCCUUCAACUGUCAGACAGUGUAGAAAUCAAUCGCAACAGUUUCCGUGCCAACGAGGUCAGUGCUAGGAGCGAAUCAUCGGUGGAAGAUCUUGUUGAAAGUUACAUCCAAUCUCAUGACGUUACUUUCAAACUUCCUGGAUCUGCAAUUACCGUGGAAGGAAGAAAUUUAGACAACGAAGUACUUAACUUCAAAGUUAAUUUUUCUGGUGAAAGCGAAGUCGGGGAAGCCAGGAAGAAGGUGAAAAAGUCCAAGCUCAAGAAGAUCAUCGUACCCAUCCUUGUCUUCAUUCUAUUGAAGGCUAUGACUCUCAUUCCCUUGGCUCUCGGUGCCCUUGGUCUCAAAGCGUGGAACGCUCUUCAACUAUCCUUCUUCUCCUUUGUCAUUUCCGUAGCACUUGCAGUAUUCCAACUUUGCAAAAAAAUCGCAGCUGAUAGCGCGCCACCUCAGAUUUCUGCUCACGGUCCAUGGGAAAGUGCCCAUUUGGCUGCUCGGUCAUUUGAAGAGAAGACUCCUGUUAACGAAGAGGAAGCUCAAAAGCUCGCAUAUGCCUCAUAUCUUUAA
Molecule: messenger RNA, 799 nt
Organism: Agrilus planipennis (emerald ash borer)
Lineage: Eukaryota; Metazoa; Arthropoda; Insecta; Coleoptera; Buprestidae
Gene: Osi19
Exons: 3
Coding region: 32-799 (255 amino acids)
Source: RefSeq, a predicted model, not a curated record